Messenger RNA from Drosophila yakuba, 1024 nucleotides. RefSeq lists its product as uncharacterized. The transcript has 3 exons. NCBI's taxonomy places the organism in Eukaryota, Metazoa, Arthropoda, Insecta, Diptera, Drosophilidae. Bases 139 to 954 code for a protein of 271 amino acids. The record is from RefSeq and is a predicted model, not a curated record.
CUCUCGUUUUUGUAGCAAAUGCCAUAAACCAUUGGGAAUUCAGACCCAAUUAAGCAUUUUCCAGAGAGCGAUAAGCGAAUUCCAGAAAACUUUUAGGUCGUUUGCUGACUGCCAGUCAAUUGGUGGCAUUUGUAUAACAUGGACGCAGCUUAUGUGAAAUUUGUGUUGUGCCAGUGCCUUAUAAAUCGAGCGGAUUGGGGCUUAGCCAUUGGCUGCAUGAACAUCGUGUACUCCUUUUUCCUGUUUCAAUUUUGGUCGGUGGAGCUCUUCAGAUGCCUCAGACAUUAUCCAAUCAAGUGGGUUUUGUUGUACGUAUUCAACAUUAUGUUCAAUGUGAUCGUCAUGAUGAGGAUAGUGAAGAGGGAAAGUAUCUCGGUCUUCUACUGGAUGUGCGAAACAGGUGCCCUCUUAAUAUUCCGAAUACAUUUCAUAUAUUACAAUGAAGAUGACUUUUGGCUAGGCAAACGUGAGUUUUACCACGUGUUCAACAUUGCCAUCGAUGUUUACAUUGCACUGUCUUUGCUGGCUAUGAUUUAUGUUAUAUGUGGCUUGCGUUUGAAGCUGGAGGGCCAAUUCCCCGACGAGGAAAUGCCCAAGAAUUGCAUAUUCGAUCCAGAGAUGGCCAAAAAAGCAGUACAAAAGCAUAAGGACGAGUUGCUAGCAAGGGAGAGGGAGGAGGAGCAGCAGAGACAACUGGAAAGUGAUCGAGAAAUGGAGGAAUUAAAUCGCAAAGCCGCUUUAAAACUUGCUCAGCUCGAAGAGGAGGAGGGAUCCCAGUCCAGCCUGGAGAUAACACCCACUGCACCCGAUGAGGAAAAUGUCUAUUCCAGCAUUUUCCUUCCGCAAGACUUUCCCGGACCUUCAGCUCCGCCAGAAAGCGCACUUUCCAUCGAGUCGGAUUUCUGGUACGAGAUCAAUGAUACAGCUGCCUCCGACGAUCAAUGGAAUGAUUAAUCAUUUCCUUGUAUAGAUAGCCAUAAGUUUUAGAUUCGCUAGCAACAUAAACAAUCUAAAUGGAAGUAAA